This is a messenger RNA of Carassius gibelio (silver crucian carp), 1878 nucleotides long. It is a transcript of the gene pdgfab, whose product is annotated as platelet-derived growth factor alpha polypeptide b. Gene Ontology annotation, molecular function: platelet-derived growth factor receptor binding; growth factor activity. Lineage: Eukaryota; Metazoa; Chordata; Actinopteri; Cypriniformes; Cyprinidae. Gene Ontology annotation, cellular component: membrane. Gene Ontology annotation, biological process: positive regulation of cell migration; platelet-derived growth factor receptor signaling pathway; positive regulation of ERK1 and ERK2 cascade. The record is from RefSeq and is a predicted model, not a curated record. The coding region runs from base 508 to 1212 and encodes 234 amino acids. The transcript has 6 exons.
CAUGAGACAGCAUUCAGUGCACGAACUCUAGAGAACAAGAUCAACUCUGAGCUCUUUGCUUUUGCUUUAUUCAUGGAUUCUACCCUGGGAUUGUACUUUCACUGCAUGACGACCUACUUCCAGAUCCAGUGCUGAGCUCUAUAUGAAGUGCAUGGACUCACUUAUAAACUUUUGUGUAGAAUUUCUCUUUGAGUUUUAAUCUAUAUAUUGACCUAUGCAAUGCAAAAGGGUUUCUGUCUUUGGAUUGUUCAGGCUUGGAAAGCCAUGAGAAAAUUUAGCAAGUGAAAUCACUGUUGAGAUUCAAAACUAGGGCGCUUUUGGACCAGUCCCAGCACCUGGAGUACCAGGACAGUUUGGAUUCUCCUCUGUGGACUUGAGCUGGUGCUUUGGGUCUUUUAAAGGGAGAUCCCUUCAAGGUAUGGUUCUGGACUCUGCUCUCAGGAGCGGUUCCAAGGCUCCUACAGUCUGCAUCUUUCUUAUUGGGGGGAACAUUGACAUUGGAAGGAGAUGAGAACCUUAUUCUGCUGCUUUCUGCUCCUCACCUCGCACCUUCUGCUGGCAGCUGCUGAGAAGGAGUUUGCAAUCCCUCCAGAUUUCCUCGACAGACUGUCCCACAGCGAGAUCAACAGCAUCAGCGACCUCCAGCGGCUACUGGAGGUAAAUUCCCCAGGUCCUGGAAAUGAGGUGAUUGAGGAGGUCAAACAGAAGCACCAUCAGAAGAGCCGUCACUCACACAAGGCCGCUUCCUCAGAUCUCAAGAGUCUGCAGCUGUCCCACAGACGGAAGAGGAGUGUCGUAGAGGAAGCGGUUCCCGCCAUGUGCAAGACACGGACAGUGAUCUACGAGAUCCCCCGCAGUCAAGUGGAUCCCACCGCUGCAAACUUCCUAAUAUGGCCUCCGUGUGUGGAAGUGAAACGCUGUACAGGCUGCUGCAACACCGGCAACAUGUGCUGCCACCCCUCCAAAAAACAGCACCGUACUGUCAAGGUGGCGAAGGUAGAGUUUGCAUCGCGUAAGAGAGCAAAAUUGAAGGAGGUGCUUGUCCGGUUAGAGGAUCAUUUGGAAUGUGUUUGCACAUCACAGCAUCACGUGAUCGAGCAUGCGGAAGCAGACACAGUUGUGUUUCCAGGCCCACGCACAGUUAAAAAUGGUAAAAAACGGAAACACAGAAAGCAAGCAGUGGCAGCACAGAUCAACAAGGAUAUUCAAUAAAAAAGAAACAUUUCCUAACACUCAGUGGAUCAAAAUAUCCUGCAGGUAGGACUGCUGUGGAUCGAACCACUGCCACUUCACAACCAAUCAUUGAAAUGGACUGAUCAGGAGAAAGAGCAAGACGAUCAGUCAUGGGAGAGCAAUUUUUUUGCACGUUCGCUUUGCUGCAUGGUUCAAGGGAUUGUCUGUUCGAUGCAACUUAUUUACUCUACAUAAUUUGUUCCAAACCAAUGAGCCAUCUUGCACAGCUUACCUAGGCAUCUACUUUCUAAGGCAACAUUAAAAUGGAAGUGACUAGUUUGGAAAGCUUUUCAUAGACCGCAACUCUGCACCCCACUCAGAGACUCAACUCAAAUUUAUUUCAAAAAACUUUAUUAAAAUGCUAGGUAGCUCAAUAGGUUUUGGAACAGAGCUUGUGUGUUUGCCAUCAUUUUGAGUGUUAGUGUAUGAAAAUGUUUGGAUUGAUGGUUUGGUGGACUUGGAUCACAAAGAUUGUUCCUUUCACCUUGUUCUUUCUUUCUUAAAUGUGCACAGACUGUUCAUUAAUACACAUUAAAAUCACUGCGUGGUGGAUAUGGGUCUCUCACACACAAACCGAGUGGCAUACUAAAGAAUCACUAUCAAAUCAAUUUGAAACUGCACCAGAUUCCACAAAAAAUGUGACUG